Molecule: messenger RNA, 2889 nt
Organism: Paracoccidioides brasiliensis Pb18
Product: CAMK/CAMKL/MARK protein kinase
Exons: 6
Coding region: 1-2889 (962 amino acids)
Biological process (GO): protein phosphorylation
Molecular function (GO): ATP binding; protein kinase activity
Source: RefSeq, a predicted model, not a curated record
AUGCCGGCCAACAAGUCGAAGCUUGAGUCCCAGCUUCAUAAGGAUAAGCUUGUCCAUUCUUACCAAGAGUUACUAGAAGAAUUCUCCUCGAAGGAUGUACGGAAUGUCGGAAACUACAACCUCGGGAAGCUAAUUGGCAAAGGGUCCUUUGGAAAGGUCUAUCUCGCGACUCACAAACUCACCAAUGGCUCCAAGGUCGUCCUGAAGUCAUCAAAUCGAGAAGACGCAAACCUUGCGCGAGAAAUCCACCAUCAUCGCCAAUUCAUUCAUCCCCAUAUUGCUCGACUGUACGAGGUUAUCGUGACGGAGAAACUUGUUUGGCUGGCUUUGGAAUACUGCCCCGGUGAUGAAUUGUACAAUUAUCUUAUUCGCAAUGGGCCGAUGCCUCUUGAGAAGGUCCAGCGCAUAUUCGCCCAGCUGGUCGGGGCUGUUAGUUACGUCCACAGCAAGUCUUGUGUACAUCGUGAUCUGAAACUGGAAAACAUUCUGCUUGAUAAGCACGAGAAUGUCAAGUUGUGUGACUUCGGUUUCACCAGGGAGUAUGAGGGAAAGGCUAGUUAUCUACAGACAUUUUGCGGGACCGUCUGUUACAGCGCUCCUGAAAUGCUCAAAGGCGAAAAGUAUGCUGGUGAAAAGGUUGACGUAUGGAGUUUGGGCAUCAUUCUGUUCGCGCUUAUUGCUGGGGAACUACCCUACGAUGACGAUGAUGACCAGGUUACGAAAACCCGGAUUUUAACGGGAGAACCCACGUAUAAUGAUCGGUUUCCCGAGGAUGCAAAAUCGCUGAUCAGUCAGUUACUAUCGAAACGUCCACUUCUCCGGCCCACAUUGUGCGAGGUGUUGAAUCAUACAUUUCUCGCAGAGCAUGCCCCACAGCAACAGGCCAUUCUGAAAUUGGCACGACCUCCUCCAUUCUCGACACCUCUGGAGAAGACGACGCUGGAGAGGAUGAGGAGUGCUGGUGUCAAUAUAGAUCAGGUCAUAGAGAGCGUUCUUGCGCAGCGUUGUGAUACCCUGGCAGGCUGGUGGGCACUUCUAAUCGAGAAGGAGGAACGGAAGGAGAAGAGAAGAGAACGAAAACGUCGAGAGAGGGAGGCUGAAUCCAAGAAUUUACGCCGACUGAGCGCAGCUAGUAGCCGCCUAGAACGGAUAUCCGCUGCUCUUGUCGAGGUUGAUGAGGAGGAAGGCCACUCGACGGAGCCACUGAGAAGCAGGGGAAGGAGAGAUAGGAGAAGCAUCACAACGCCUCAAAUCGUAGUUCCGGACCUUCCUAAGCUUCCGGAAACCGCCAUUGCCUCGUCCCCUGCCUCUAUUCUCCCGCCCCCACCAAUAGAGAAGGAUUCGUUAGUCCGAUCUUCUAGUUCAUCCCGCCACCGACCGACUCCCCCACCAAAAGAAGAGAAUCGAAGAUCCCGUGCAAGUACACUUCACCUCAGUGCAUCUCAGCCUGAUUUGUCACAUCCCCAUGGUAUUUUGAGACGGCAUGGCACACGGCGUAGACAGCAUCCCAUCAUCAGCCAGCUUGCAUCGAUCAAGCACUGGUUGAUCGAAUCAACAAAGCGUGCCAAGUCACCACAUUCGAAGGCGUUCUCUCAUGCACCGUCGCUCAAGUUUCUUACAGACAAAUCCAUUCCGCCUAAGAAUAAGGAGCCAGCGACCAAACAAGCCCAAACAAGCCCUACGAAUGACACCUUUACCGGCGCCCAACAAACACCAGUGCGGGUGAAACGCUCAUCUACAGCAAGCAGCCUUACGCCCAGCAAUGCAUCUUAUCGUGGCGCUGCUCGUUCAGGUUCAGGCUCCCUUUCUCAUCAACCCCAACCAAUUAGCACCUCAAAUGUGUCACAUCACCGCAAUUCCUUAUCACCUUCGCCUCUCACCCCUCGCAACUCGUACCGUCGUUUAUCUGGUUUACAUGGGAGAAAGUCCACUUCAUCGUCCGUCUCAUCAAUCCGGAGUAUUCAUCAUGCUCAUUCGCAUUCGAAAACAUCUUCCGUCUCCUCUAACAGUAUUAAUACAACAUCAACACCGGCAGCCACUACAAAACAAACAGUCACUCGAUCUCCCCACUCCUCCGUUAAAGUUUUAGCCGCCGCUCCAAGCUCCAGCACCCCCUUCCCAAGUAAUAUCCGAAUUGUCCGAGGUGCUGGACCUUCAUCUGCUCCCCACCCGGGUCAUGGAGCAAUCUACAAUGCCUACAACGAAGCCGCUCCCAGUUGCCUCCUUUCCUCGCCACCAUCAGGUCUUGUUUUCGCCCGCCGAAAAAGAUCACCGUUCAAAGGCCCCUUUGUUGCUACUUCUGCCUUUCCGCUCUCAAGCGGUCCCGGAACACCGGGGUUGGCAAAGUCGAGGGAAGGACCGCAGGAUCAGGAGCAAGAAAAAGCCAAAAUUAUUAUGGAAGAAGAGGACGAAGCAGUGUUAGAUUGUGACGAUGAAGAUAUCGAGGAGGUAGAUACCUUCAGUACCUGCGACGAGACAGCGCUGAUCUUCCGCGAUGCUGGAAGUUUCACCGACGAUACCCCUACUAUUAACACUGAUCCGGGACCAAUCUCCCCGUCCGAUUUAGAUCCAAGGGAAUCGCUUGAUUUCGCACGGACACGAACCCCAUGUGGACAGUCUCUCGAAGAGCCACAGCUACUUCCCGACGCUGAUAUUCAGGAGUCGGCAUGCCCACCGUUCCACCCCGCAGGACAGCCAGUUGGGCCAGAAACACCACAUUCUCCACGUUCCUUGUCGCUAGAUGAGAAUCCCGAGUCUCCAAACCCUCCCCAUAGCGAUGACGCCUCGCUCUCCGCAGCACCUGAUCAGUCAGCUCGCGUUGCGGACGACCCGACUACACCAGAAUCCACUAGUCUUUCGCACUCGAAGGCAACCGUUGCGGACGAAUGA